UUUGCUAGGAGUUUGUUUAAAUAUAAAGCUGAGAAGUAACAUCUCAGCGUGCCAUUGGGAUCACAUCUUUGUUAGAAUUAUCGAGAGGUUCGCAAGUUUUUGUUGGUUCAUCAGAUAAAGUUAAAGUAAAGGUGAAAGUUUUUCGAAAGGAGCGUAAGAAUGAUAAAAAUGAGCUUUUCUUACGAGGUAUUUGUCAAAAUUGCACCGACGCGGAAAUAAAUCAAGCCCGUGUUUUUCAAAAAAUGUCAGUGGCGAUUGUUAGCUAAAUGAAUACAGCGAUGGAAAAAUAACAUCCGGCUUUGUAAGAUGUCUUUGUUUCACACUUUGAACUCGAACAGCUAAAUCAACAAAAAAACACAUCUUUUGACCGCCAUGCUAACAUUAGUUUUCAUUGUGUCUUAUUCUGGCGUCAUAUAUGGCUGAAAGACAGCUAUUACACAAGGCUGGACCAGCAAAGUGUAGUUAGGCUCUGAAAGAAAGAAGUUUGCAGAGGAAGAUGAAAGUUGGCGUUUGGUUGAUCAUCAGCACAUUGUGGUUGCUUUUGCAAUUCGCAAGCUCCCAGUUUGCAAACAUAGCCUAUCAAAGCGACUAUCACAUCACAUUCCCGGAACGCGUGGAUGGCAGGCGGGGAAAAAGGGAUUUGUCAACAUCUGAAAAGGGAGUUCACGUGGAUGACGCCUCCUAUCGCCUGAAUACCCCUGACAAGGACUGGACCCUAGAUAUAAAACGAAAUAAAGAUCUUAUUUCUCCAUCAUUUGUCGUUCGCACAUUUGCUAGUGAUGGUUCAGAAGUUAUUCAAGAGGGAGGUCCUGAUCAUUGUCAUUAUCAAGGGUCCAUCCGAGGCCUAGCAGAUUCAACCGUUGUGUUAAACACUUGUUCAGGACUGAGGGGGCUCGUAGAUGAUGGCAAAGAUACAUUUUAUAUUACACCUGAGUCUGGAGGAGAAGAAACUGGCGCCCACAAAAUAUUCCAAGCAAAUGAAGACGAAGCCAAACACAUCCUGGAUAACUGCGGAAACAAAGAAACUCAUGCAGAUUUGCAUCAAUCAGUGGAAAAGUCAAGUGCAAUUUCUCGGAUAAGACGAAGCAUAUCGGGCCACGUUGAUGAAUUCUACAAACCAUUUUUGACAACAGAUGAGACGAGAUACAAUGAGCUGUUAUUGGUUGUAGAUUUUGGAAUGUACUUGAAACACAACAAUGACACCAAAGUAAUCACGGACCGAGUGAUAACACUGGCAAACGCUGUUGAUGCCAUUUAUCAGCGGAUAAAUAUCAGGGUAGUCUUGAAAGCGUUGGAAAUUUGGACGAAUGGCGAUCCUUUUGAGCGUCAAAAGAAAGGAGGACCUGACCUUGGUCGCUUUACUUCAUAUCGAAACGACCAUUUAAUAAAAAAAUUUCCUCAUGACAACGCACAGUUACUGAGCGAGUGGCGUUGGUCUGACUGUGCUGGCAUGGCGUUCCUAUUUGGGAUGUGUGGCUCUGUAUCAACCGGUGUUAAUAAUUGGGAUUAUGGAAGCAUCAUUGGCCCUUAUGUAAUAUUGGCACACGAAAUGGGUCACAACUUUGGAUUCAGCCAUGACGAAGGAAGCUGCAAGUGUUUGACCCCAAGAGGCUGCAUCAUGGGCGGUCACAAGACCAGAGUUCCAGGAUUUUCCAACUGUAGUAUGACUUCACUUCAAAGACUCAAUGAUUGGUGCUUAUAUAACGUGCCAACACACAAGGUACAUAAUCUUAUUUCAAGAAGGAGUAGUUACUAUGGUAACAGAUGUAUCAAAUAUUGUGCUAACUGA
Molecule: messenger RNA, 1789 nt
Organism: Pocillopora damicornis (cauliflower coral)
Lineage: Eukaryota; Metazoa; Cnidaria; Anthozoa; Scleractinia; Pocilloporidae
Biological process (GO): proteolysis
Molecular function (GO): metalloendopeptidase activity
Source: RefSeq, a predicted model, not a curated record